Cladophialophora yegresii CBS 114405 is the source of this 822-nucleotide messenger RNA. RefSeq lists its product as uncharacterized. The record is from RefSeq and is a predicted model, not a curated record. The transcript has 2 exons. The coding region runs from base 1 to 822 and encodes 273 amino acids. Lineage: Eukaryota; Fungi; Ascomycota; Eurotiomycetes; Chaetothyriales; Herpotrichiellaceae.
AUGGCACACAAGCACCCUAUAGAGCGAGCGAGGCCUACCAAACCCCAAGACUGCGCCGACCACCGUACCAUGCAGAAGUCAUUUCUCAACCAGAUAUGCGAAGAUUGUCUGCUCGCAGAGCUUGAUACUGAGGCCAACCCUGAUCGGAACGGUGACAACACACAUGAGACUUCGGUUCCUGUCCAAGGGAGCAGAGAAGGUCUCAUUUGGGAUAGUGAGGUCAGAAUCGAGAUUGAGGAUCAAGGACUGGUGUCUUCGACAGGCGCAGUUGUGCAGGCUGCUCCUCAGCCUAUUGUCGGACCCCAUGACGACAGGCAGAUUUUCGAGAGUCAGGUCCAGAUCACGAUCCAGUACGAAGACCACAGUGGAUUUGAACAAGACUUGCCUUCACCAACCUUCACAGCCUCGCCACCCGUCUGCUCCUCGCGGACCUAUUCCCUUGGAAUAUUCCCGGCAAGCGCGUAUUACACCCGUUCCUGUCAACCCAAGUCGCCCAACUACCUGUCCAAGAGGCACGGGCGUGACUCUCAGAGCAGGCUUUAUGAACUCGAUGACGCUGAUGAUGAAUUCGACCGCAUAGAACGACUCUCAACAGAUUCGCGACAAGCAGAACGAGGGCGACCUUUGACGCGGUCAAACCUACACAAGGUUGAGAAGAGCGAGCCAGAGGCAGAGGUCCCGUCUCAGAUCAUUAUCCACAACAUUACUCUCUGGUGUGAGAGCCGAAGGGACGAGAAUGGUGCAGAACUCGGCGACCUAUCCGACAAGCAGUUCAUCCUUGUCAGGGUCACGGAAGAGGAACCCCUUCCGCAACAUUCGUAG